AUGCUCCUAUUGAUGUGACACUAGAGCCAGAUCAAAGGGAGAUAACUGUAGAUAAAAAUGAGGAUUUAAAAGUAAGAUGUUCAGCUAAGUGUUUCCCAAAGUGCGACGUAACAUGGGGAAAAGAUUUUCAAGUUCUUGGAUCAAAUGAUUUGAUUAACUUAACUGAGACUGUGUUUGGAAAAGAUUUGAAAAUUGUAAACAUCAGCAGUUCCUAUGAAGGUUUUUACGUCUGUCUGGUCAACAACAUUCACGGAGAAGCAAAAACGGGAUUUACUCUUAGUGUUAGAGAGAGUAUUUCUGUGAAGGUUGUUAUUGGUUUUGUUAUUGUAAUUGCUGCUAUUGUUAUUGUUAUGGUAUUUGUUAUUGUAUUUGUUAUUAUAGUUAUUGUGUACAAGAAAUAUCUGAACAAGAAAAAGAAAAAUGACCAGCAUAUUCGGUGUCUAGUAGAAGACAGUAUUUAUGACACAAUAGAUGAAUCGUUAAUUGGAACAUCCAGAAAUGAUGAACCGAGAACAUCCAGAGACCAUAUUUCCAGAAAUGAUGUACCAGGAACUUCCAGAGACAAUAAUUCCAGAAAUAGUAUCCAAAACAUG
Molecule: messenger RNA, 593 nt
Organism: Lottia gigantea (owl limpet)
Lineage: Eukaryota; Metazoa; Mollusca; Gastropoda; Lottiidae
Exons: 4
Cellular component (GO): plasma membrane
Source: RefSeq, a predicted model, not a curated record